Messenger RNA from Trifolium pratense (red clover), 533 nucleotides. Its product is annotated as DExH-box ATP-dependent RNA helicase DExH9-like. Gene Ontology annotation, molecular function: nucleic acid binding; RNA helicase activity; ATP binding. Lineage: Eukaryota; Viridiplantae; Streptophyta; Magnoliopsida; Fabales; Fabaceae. The transcript has 4 exons. Gene Ontology annotation, biological process: RNA catabolic process; maturation of 5.8S rRNA. Gene Ontology annotation, cellular component: nucleus. The record is from RefSeq and is a predicted model, not a curated record. The coding region runs from base 1 to 492 and encodes 163 amino acids.
AUGCUAAAUUCCACAUACUACAUUUGGGCUAUUACUUGUCUUGAAAACUCUGAAUCUGUUAUGGUGUCUGCACAUACAUCUGCUGGGAAAACUGUUGUGGCGUUAUAUGCAAUUGCUAUGUCGCUUCGAAAUGGACAAUGUGUUAUCUACACUUCACCUAUUAAGGCACUUAGUAAUCAAAAGUAUAGAGAAUUUAAAGAAGAGUUUUCUGAUGUUGGUUUGAUGACUGGUGACGUUACCAUUGAUCCCAAUGCUUCUUGCUUGGUCAUGACUACAGAAAUUUGGCGUAGUAUGCAAUACAAAGGGUCUGAGGUCACCAGGGAGGUGGCUUGGAUAAUUUUUGAUGAGGUGCAUUAUAUGCGUGAUCGCGAAAGGGGUGUGGUUUGGGAAGAGAGCAUUGUUAUGUCGCCAAAGAAUGCCCGUUUUGUCUUCCUCUCUGCCACUGUCCCCAAUGCCAAGGAAUUUGCUGAUUGGGUGGCAAAGGUUAUUUAAUCUCAACUUGAUUCCAUUGAAUCUCUAUUGAUCGACAUAAU